Molecule: messenger RNA, 948 nt
Organism: Zootoca vivipara (common lizard)
Lineage: Eukaryota; Metazoa; Chordata; Lepidosauria; Squamata; Lacertidae
Product: olfactory receptor-like protein COR4
Biological process (GO): G protein-coupled receptor signaling pathway
Cellular component (GO): membrane
Molecular function (GO): olfactory receptor activity; G protein-coupled receptor activity
Source: RefSeq, a predicted model, not a curated record
AUGAAUCCAAUAGCUAAAGAAAAUGACACCAUGGCAACCAGCUUCAAUCUCUUUGGACUAACAGAAAAUCUGGAGCUGUGGCCUCCACUCUUUGUAGUCUUUUUAAUAAUCUAUAUUGCCACACUGGUGGGGAAUCUUGGGAUGAUUAUAUUGAUCUGCAUAGAUCCUCAGCUGCACACCCCAAUGUAUUUUUUUCUCAGCAGCCUGUCCUUUCUAGAUGCCUGCUAUUCUACCACCAUCACACCUAAUAUGCUGGUGAAUUUUUUAGUAGAAAACAAAAGCAUCACUUAUGCUGCCUGCAUUGCACAAUAUUGUUUCUUUGCAAUCUUUGCCACUACUGAGUUUUUUCUGCUGGCAGCCAUGGCGUAUGACCGGUAUGUGGCUAUCUGCAACCCUCUGCUCUAUGCUUCUGUGAUGACCAAUAAACUUUGUGCAGGUCUGAUAGCAGGAUCCUACCUCUUGGGUAUUGUGAACUCCCUGAUUCAGACGGGUGGCUUGUUGAGACUGUCCUUCUGUGGUUCCAACGUCAUCAAUCACUUUUUUUGUGAUCUCACGCCCCUUCUGAAACUGGCCUGUAAUGAUAUCUACAUAAACGAGAUGCUGGUAUUCAUUUUUGGUAGCCUGUUUGAAAUGAGCACCUUGCUGGUCAUUAUAAUCUCUUAUGUAUUCAUUAUUAUAGCUGUAGUCAGGAUCCGCUCUGCUGAGGGGAGGCAUAAAGCUUUCUCCACAUGUGCCUCCCACCUCACAGCAGUGGCCAUAUACCAUGGGACCAUUCUUUUCAUGUACUUCAGACCCAGCACCAGCUACUUUCUUGACACAGACAAAAUAGCCUCUGUGUUUUACACGGUGAUAAUACCUGUGUUGAAUCCUUUGAUCUACAGUCUGAGGAACAAGGAUGUAAAAUGUGCUCUAAGAAAAGUGAUUCAGAGAAAAGUGGUAUUUCAAUAA